UGCAGCCGGAGCCGCAUGACGCGCGGAGGAGGCAGCGGGAGCCGCCGGAGCCGCAGCAGCCGGGAUCAGGGCGCCGCGCGCGGGGGGUGGGCGCCUCUUGCUCCGCCCCACGAAGCCCCUGCGCGCCCAGGGACGCGUCCCCCCCGCGGCAGCCGCGCCAGGCUCCGCCGUGUGGCCGCCGCCGCCGCCGCCGCCGCUGCCAUGUCCCCGGGGAAGCCCGGGGCGGGCGGAGCGGGGACUAGGCGGACGGGCUGGAGGAGGAGGAGGAGGAGGCGGCGGCUGGAGGCGGCGACGAGGGCGCCCGGGCUCGGGCGCACGGCGGGGCCCGACUCGCGCGUCCCGGGCACGUUCCAGGGCGCGCGGGGCAUGAAGCGGGCGGCGCGGGAGGCGCGGCCGCCUCCGCGCUCGCCGGGGCUGCGCUGGGCGCUGCCGCCGCUGCUGCUGCUGUUGCGCCUGGGCCAGAUGGUGUGCGCAGGUGACGCUGUGUCCAUCAGUCCAACCAGUGUGGCCCCAGCAUGGACAAACACAGACUCAGCUGCUUCUACGUACACGCACACAGAAGGUGAAGGUCAAGCUGGGGAUAACACCACAGGCUUUAGCCCAACAGCUUCAUACACAUCCUUCACCACUUCAGAAACAGUCAGUAAGACUUGGGCAGAUUCCACAGUCGCAAAUGAUGUGACAGAGCCGAGUCAAGUUUCUGAUCUUCGUGUUUCCUUCGUGGGUGUGACGCAAGUUGCUAUUACCUGGAAGAAUGGCAAUGACACUGCCACCUGCCGGAUGCUCCUUGAAGGCAUCGAAAGUUGUAAGGAGUUGCCUCAAGUCUUGGUGGUCAACAUAUCACACCUGACACCAGGGGUUCGACACAAGGUCACCCUGUGUCUUUCAGAAUCAAAUGAGGAAGGGAGAGAGUCCCCGGUUACAGAUAGUGGCUUAGUAGAUGCCAACGCCACGGAGAGCUUCUCCCAGCAACCCCGGAACCACACGGCCCCCGUGUCUGGAUACCAGCUCGAACGUGUGGACCUGUCUUCGGACCAUCUUCUGACCGGAGACACGGAAGUCCUGGUUACAGGGUUGGUGCCCGACACGCAGUACCGUGCCGCUGUCUAUUCUCAAGCAGCAGAUGGCACAGAAGGAGGGCCCCAGCACAUAACGUUCAGGACGGUCGCCAGUCAAGUGUUUGACGUUGAAGUUGUGGACAUCAACGCAACAAACAUGACCCUGACCUGGAAAAUCAAUGAUAACGAGUCGUCCUCUGUCUAUACCUACAAGAUACAAGUCACUGGGGAGACGGAUUCCUUCACCCUCCAUGUCAAUGAGACUCAGGUCGUCAUUACUUCGCUCAACUCGAGUACCUUGUACAACAUCACGGUGCAUCCUUUCCUUGGCAACAGUUCCGAGGGCGUGCCGGGUUUUCUCCAAGUAUACACCCCCCCCCGUCCAGUUUCCGACUUUCGAGUGACAAGUGUCAGCACAAGGGAAGUUGGCUUAGCUUGGAGCAGCAAUGACGCAGAUUUCUUCAAGAUACUUACCACGGAGGAAGGAGCUGGAAAAUCUCCGCUGGAAACAGCCACCCAAAACCAAAGUAUUGUCAUUGGUGGCUUAUACCCUGGAACCAAGUAUCGUUUUGAAAUAUUUCCACAAGGACCAAAUGGGACUGAAGGGGAGUCCCAGACGGUUUACAAUAGAACUGAUCCCAGUGCCGUCUUUGACAUCCGCGUGUUCAACGUCACCACAACCGGGAUGGAGUUGGAGUGGCAGAGUACGGACAAUGCUUCCGAAUACACCUACCACCUAGUUAUACAGUCCGAGCGCGGCUCUGACAAGAUAAACAGUUCUCGCAAAGAGAUCACUCUCAGGGAUUUGGUUCCAGGCACCUUAUAUAACAUCACGAUCUUUCCAGAGGUGAACCACAUUCAGGGGAAGCCCAGCUCCACGGCACAGUACACAUGGCCCAGCAAUGUAGCCAACAUUGAAGUAAAUACCAGCACCACGGAAGCAACCUUAAAUUGGCAGAACUUGGAUGAAGCUUCUCCCAGGUAUACCUACUACCUUUAUAUUGGGAAGGAUGGAAAUUUCAGCCAAGCAACACAACUAGUCACAGACAUUGGCGUCACCUAUGCUACCGUCACUGAGUUAAUACCUGGCUCGUCAUACACGGUGGAGAUCUUCACCCAAGUGGGAAAUGUCACCACGCCACUGGCAUCUGGCAGGCAGUCAUUCUGUACAGAUCCUGCACCAGUAGCCUCCUUCCGCUGCGAGGUGGUCCCCAAAGAGCCAACCUUGAUUCUCAAGUGGGCCUGCCCUCCCGGCACCAACACAGGCUUCGGGCUGGAGAUCAGCAGAGGGGCUUGGAAAAAUGUGACAGACCUGGAGAGCUGCUCCUCGGAGAACGGCACAGAGUACUGGACGAAUGUCACAUAUUUGAAUUUUUCUACCUCCUACAACAUCAGCAUCACUGCCUUGUCCUGUAACAAGACGGCACCUCCCACCCAAAACACCUGCCUCACUGGCAUCACAGAUCCCCCUUCUCCAGACGGAUCCCCGAAUAUUACAUCCAUCAGUCACAAUUCGGUAAAGGUUGAGUUCAGUGGGUUUGAAGCCAGCCACGGACCCAUCAAAGCUUAUGCGCUCAUUCUCACCACUGGGGACGCUGUUCGCCCAUCUGCAGAUGUUUUGAGAUAUACAUAUGAAGAUUUCAAAAAGGGGGCUUCAAAUACUUACGUGACAUACCUCAUAACAACAGAAGAAAAGAGACGUUCUCAGGACUUGUCUGAAGUCUUGAAAUACGAAAUUGACGUUGGGAACGAGUCGACCACGCACGGCUAUUACAACGGCAAGCUGGAACCCCUGGGCUCCUAUCGGGCUUGUGUGGCCGGCUUCACCAACAUCACCUUUAACCCUCACAAUGACGGACUCAUAGAUGGGCCUGAGAGCUACGUGUCCUUCAGUCACUAUUCGGAUGCUGUUUUCUUGCCCCAGGAUCCAGGUGUCAUCUGUGGAGCAGUUUUUGGGUGUAUCUUUGGUGCGCUGGUAAUUGUGGCUGUGGGAGGCUUCAUCUUCUGGAGGAAGAAAAGGAAAGAAGCAAAGAAUAAUGAAGUAUCCUUUUCUCAAAUUAAACCUAAAAAAUCCAAGUUAAUCAAAGUGGAGAAUUUUGAAGCCUACUUUAAGAAACAACAAGCGGACUCCAACUGUGGGUUUGCAGAAGAAUAUGAAGAUCUGAAGCUUGUUGGAAUUAGUCUACCUAAAUAUACAGCGGAACUGGCUGAGAACAGAGGAAAGAAUCGCUAUAAUAACGUUCUGCCGUAUGAUAUUUCCCGUGUCAAGCUUUCUGUCCAGGCCCAUUCAACUGACGACUACAUCAAUGCCAACUACAUGCCUGGCUACCAUUCCAAGAAAGAAUUUAUUGCCACCCAAGGGCCUUUACCCAACACUCUGAAAGAUUUUUGGCGUAUGGUUUGGGAGAAAAAUGUAUAUGCCAUUGUUAUGUUGACCAAAUGUGUCGAACAGGGAAGGACCAAAUGUGAGGAAUACUGGCCCUCCAAGCAAGCUCAGGACUAUGGGGACAUAACUGUGGCAAUGACCUCAGAAAUUGUUCUUCCACAGUGGACCAUCAGAGACUUCACAGUGAAAAAUCUGCAGACAAGUGAGAGUCACCCUCUGCGACAGUUUCAUUUCACCUCCUGGCCGGACCACGGUGUUCCCGACACCACCGACCUGCUCAUCAAUUUUCGCUACCUUGUCCGUGACUACAUGAAGCAGAGCCCUCCUGAGUCUCCCAUUCUGGUGCAUUGCAGUGCUGGGGUUGGAAGGACAGGCACGUUCAUUGCCAUUGAUCGUCUUAUCUACCAGAUAGAGAAUGAGAACACUGUGGAUGUGUAUGGGAUUGUGUAUGACCUUCGAAUGCACAGGCCUUUAAUGGUGCAAACAGAGGACCAGUAUGUUUUCCUCAACCAGUGUGUUUUGGAUAUCAUCAGAUCCCAGAAGGACUCAAAAGUAGAUCUUAUCUACCAGAACACAACUGCAAUGACAAUCUAUGAAAACCUUGCACCAGUGACUGCGUUCGGAAAGACAAAUGGUUACAUCGCCUAGUUCCAAAGUAAAACCUUUCUGGAGUGAACCGGACCGUCACACCCACAGCGAAGGAAAAUGCCCCGAUGUCGACAUGUUUUUAUAUGUCUAAUAUCUUAUUCUUUGUUCUGUUUUGUUAGAACUAAUUUGAGGGUGUGAAGCUGCACAUGUAGAACAUGACAAAUGAGAAGUUGGGGCUGUCAGGGGCUGUGGAUGGGUGUUGAGUUAAUCAACUACAUUCCUGAAUACCAAUGGGAUGAGUUCACUUUUUUUUUUUUUCCUUGAGAAUUAUGGAACACCAGGAAAAGUGAGCUAUGAUUUUUUUUUUCUUUUUCAAAACAGAUUCUUUUUAAAAAAGACUAUUUUAUAUGAUUCACAUGCUAAAGCCAGGAUUGUGUUGGGUUGAAUAUAUUUUAAGUAUCAGAGAUCUAUUUUUACCUACUGUAUCUUGGAAUCUAGCUGAUGGAAAAUACGUGAUUGUGGAUGAUUAUCAUGUCGGGAGGGGUACGUGGUACCUCUUCUACCUGGGUUUUCUAUUUGAACAUGUGCCUUUUCUGAAUUAUGCUUCCACAGGCAAAACUCAGUAGAUAUCUCUAUUUUUGUAUUGAAUCUCAUAAUUGGAAUAUAAGGAAUAUUUAAACAGUAGUUUAGUAUCUGAGGUUCAGCCUUCUCGGUAACAUUCCUGUUCUCAUUUGACUAGAGGAGGCCUCCCCGUCCCCCAUGUUUCGUGCUCUAUUCUUUUUUUCCCCUUUCUCUCCCAGUUUUCCCCAAAGACAUUUCUGUUGGCCACAUUUUCAGCCCAUUGGUUGAGUGGGAGUGGAAACCAAGUAUCACCUUGAGAAUUUCUGGGGGUGGGGGAAAGCAGAGGAACCCUACAGUGAUAUAAUCUCCUUCUCUUGUCCCUGUUUCAUCCUUUUUUCUCAUUUCUGUAUUUGGUAAGAAGGAUUAUUUAAAGGUGCAAUAUGUGACUUAGUGAUUCAUGAUGCUCUAGGUUUUUAGUAACGUUUUACUCAGGUUGGCAUUUUAUGUGCGUCUGUGUGUCCGUGUCUGUGUGUACGUGUGUGUGUGUUUAAAAGCGUGGCAAUCUGUGAACACUUCAGUGUGAAAACAGUGUCUGAUUAAUCCCUCCUCCCUCAAAGUCCACUGGCUUUAGUCUAUCUGCAGUGACACAUAUCGGUAUCUACUGUAUAUAUAUAUACUAAACUCUUAAAACAGUCAUUCCUUUGAAUUGAGGUGUACAGAGUUUGAAUUUGUAUCAAAGAUGUAAUUAUUUUUAAAACCUCUUUUCACUAUACUGCUGCUGUAAUUACUUUUGAUUUUUUUAAUGUAGAUUAAUUUUUUUUUUUUUUUUUUUUUUUUGCUUCAGGUGUGUAUCCACCAAGAAUUUCAGAAUUUAUGAGGAUUUAUUUUAUUGGUACAUAAUCUGUAAACUUCUCAAGGCAUUAACAUGAAAGGGUUUGUUUCUUUUUAUUUUAUAUUGUGGCUCAGGUUAUAUUUUGAAGAGGUUUUGAAUUUAUCCUCCUAUAGGCGAUGAAGUAGAGAAGGUCUUAUGAAGGAAUUACCAAGUCCCUGGAUUCCUGUGGCCAUUUUCCACAGUAAUAAAUCCUGCUGUAAAUUCAGGACAACUGUGUCCUAGUGAAAAUGGGAGCGGGGUCUUCUCCGGGUGCCCUGGUCACUCUUGACCUGGGGGAGCCCGCCUCCCGACGCUGUCGUGUUCCUCAACUUGCUAGCACCUUGAGAACUGACUGGACGUGCUAGUGGGUUAUGGAGGGUGAACCACAACGUACUGAAAGCCCUUGAUUCGGUUCAGAGGCUUAGCGCUUGUACGUCUUUUGUCCCCCUUUUCCCUUUGAGGUACUAAAAGGAUUAAAAGGA
Molecule: messenger RNA, 5946 nt
Organism: Neofelis nebulosa (Clouded leopard)
Lineage: Eukaryota; Metazoa; Chordata; Mammalia; Carnivora; Felidae
Gene: PTPRJ
Product: protein tyrosine phosphatase receptor type J
Exons: 24
Coding region: 16-4092 (1358 amino acids)
Biological process (GO): protein dephosphorylation; angiogenesis
Molecular function (GO): protein tyrosine phosphatase activity; cadherin binding
Source: RefSeq, a predicted model, not a curated record